GUUCUUCUCUGGAUGGCUGAAUUAGCCAUCUAGCUCCAGUUAAAACCUAAGUCUGGCUAUGAUAAGUGUGACUCUAGUCAUCACAAUAAAACAACUGGCACCAAGAUACGAUCAUCCACACAUGAAGAGCUCGGGACCCAAAUAGCCACAGUGUUGGAGUUCAACACAUUGGAGAACAGCUCUGAAUUACUGAAGUAAAAUAAAAAGCUUGUGUUAGAAGUGGAGGAGCUGUGGAAUUUUAGAAGCUUUUAAAAUGAAUGACUGAUCAUAUACCGUGGAACAUUCCCUUUUCCAGUGAACUCAGAUGCUGCAUAGUACAGUCCUGCCUUAAGAAGACAGAGUUGGUGUUGCACAAAGGAGAGAUUGGUAGAAUUGACAGAGUUCUCUGAAACAGUUUGAAUCUAUGCUGCUUUGAACUGAGUGCCCUCGAUCAACUGUAAUCUGUGUUCAAGCCUGGGAAGAUAUUUCUGUGCUCUGGUUUUGGAUUUAUAGGCCAGCAGCUUAGCCUGAAACUUUAAAAUUAUUCCUGUUUUGAAGAGUGGACUUGCCAUUAGUUCCUGUCGUCUGCAAAAGCUUUCUGCUUGCGACACAGCGAGGGCAAGCAGCUCCCGUUCCGAAGCCGUCUCUAGCCUGCCACCACCGUCAGCAUGGCCACGAGGGCAGAGUGGAGCUGCCCCAUCUGCCGCGAAGCCUCGGGCAACAUCGCCUUCGUGGGCUCCUGCCUGCACCAGUUCUGCCGGGGCUGCAUCGUGCGCUGGGCCAGGAAGAACCCGUCGUGCCCCCUGUGCAGGCAGGCUGUUCACACCAUCAUCUACCCGGCGCCGCCCGACCAGGGCUUCGUGGAGAUGGCUGUGCCGCACCCCUCGGUGCCCUGGAGCGUCGGCCCGCGGGAGGAGCCGGGCACUGCGGGGCCGCAGCCCGGGGGCCUCGUGGCGGGGUUCCCUCCCGAAACCUGGGCGCUUUUGUUCCGCAACUACGCCGAGAUCCUGCAGCCUCUGGAGCUGUGGCUGAACGAGGUGCUGUGCGGGGCCUGCUGGUGGGACGUGGCUUUCGCGCAGGGUAGGAUCGUGGCCAGCCUGUGUCGCUACGGGCUGCACGAGGAGGCCUUGGCGCGGGAGCUGCAGCCCUUCCUGCAGGAGCAGACGCCCACCUUCGUGAGGCAGCUCAUCCAGGUGGCUUGUGACCAGUGCAGCGAGCUGGCGUGGCGCCACAUGGGCACGGCCCCUCACCAGGCCAGCCCCGCCGAGGGGCAGGCCGAGGGGCAGGCCGAGGCCGAGGCCGAAAGAGAGGCCGAGGCCGAAGCAGAGGCCGAGCCCUCGGGCGCCGGGCCCAGCGGGGGCUGCCGCCCUGGGGCCUCCUGCCAGUCCGGGAGGCGCAGAGGCGGCGGCCGCCCGAAGGGCAGCGGAGCAGCCCGCAAGAAGUCAUGCCGCCGGCAGAACUAG
Messenger RNA from Cyanistes caeruleus (blue tit), 1442 nucleotides. The record is from RefSeq and is a predicted model, not a curated record. Lineage: Eukaryota; Metazoa; Chordata; Aves; Passeriformes; Paridae.